This is a messenger RNA of Tinamus guttatus (white-throated tinamou), 1546 nucleotides long. It is a transcript of the gene KCTD15, whose product is annotated as potassium channel tetramerization domain containing 15. NCBI's taxonomy places the organism in Eukaryota, Metazoa, Chordata, Aves, Tinamiformes, Tinamidae. The record is from RefSeq and is a predicted model, not a curated record. Gene Ontology annotation, molecular function: protein binding. Gene Ontology annotation, biological process: protein homooligomerization.
CUCCUGCGCGCAAGGCUGGGAUCACGGCAUAAACUAUUGUCUGCAAGUGGCUUAGGAGGCAGCCGCGGUGCGCACAGUGCGGGUGUAUGGAGACAAAGGAGGGAAGAAGCAUGUCCCGUCUGUCUCUAACACGAUCCCCGGUUUCUCCUCUGGCUGCUCAAGGAAUUCCGCUCCCGGCGCAGCUCACCAAGUCCAAUGCCCCCGUGCACAUCGACGUAGGAGGACACAUGUACACCAGCAGCCUGGCCACCCUCACCAAGUAUCCGGAUUCCAGAAUAAGUCGUCUGUUUAAUGGUACAGAGCCUAUUGUCUUGGACAGUUUAAAACAACAUUAUUUCAUUGAUCGAGACGGUGAAAUUUUCAGAUAUAUAUUAAGCUUCCUAAGGACAUCUAAACUACUGCUCCCAGAUGACUUUAAGGACUUUAAUCUUUUAUAUGAAGAAGCAAAGUAUUACCAGCUGCAGCCAAUGAUUAAGGAACUUGAGCGAUGGAAACAAGAGAAAGAACAAAGGAAACAUUUCCAGCCUUGUGACUGCUUGGUCGUAAGAGUGACUCCAGAUCUGGGGGAAAGAAUCGCAUUGAGCGGGGAGAAAGCUCUAAUAGAAGAGAUCUUCCCUGAGACAGGGGAUGUCAUGUGCAACUCCGUAAACGCAGGGUGGAACCAAGACCCUACCCACGUUAUUAGGUUUCCUUUGAACGGAUACUGCCGGUUGAAUUCAGUGCAGGUGCUUGAAAGAUUAUUUCAGAAGGGGUUUAACGUGGCAGCUUCCUGUGGCGGCGGGGUGGAUUCCUCCCAGUUCAGCGAAUAUGUGCUGUGUCGCGAGGACAGACGACCACAACCUACCCCAACGAUCAGAAUAAAACAGGAGCCCCUGGACUAGAACCUACCCUCACUCCUUUGUAACCGUAGAAGUGUUUAAUAGUCCCUUAUGUGAAACACUAAGGAUUUGCAAACAGUAUUAGCAAACAGAUUUUGACUUCAUGUUGCCAAUUAGUGGUAUUCUGAAACUACCUGUCACAAAGCCAGCCAUGAAAUGCAUUUGGGAAACCCGUUGUCUGUUUUCCACGGUGGAAGCGCUGCGCGAGCUCGGCGCACCCGGCUCUGUGGGAAGGUGCUGGCAGCUGCACAGCUGUGGUGGUGGCAAAGGCGAAGCUCCAGCGCAGUCCUGACCCGAGCCGGGACUUCUGCAGAAAGACCAAUUAAAGCAAUUUGAAUUUAGCAGGAGGAGAACCGAAUCUGACAGCGUUUCCAGCGACAGCCGCCCCCACAGCCGCUGCUGACUGCAGGGAAGCGGAGGCCACCCCAAGGAAGAGGAGACACUAAAAACUGCGCCCAGAAUCUUCCCUGACCGCACACUUUCCUAGAAGAUGUGCUUUACACCUCCAUACGUUGCAUCACACUUCUGUGAUUGUACUCAUGCUAGCAAAUGGCUUAUUUUUAUACAACAUUUCCAACUGAAAUCUCUCUCUGUGGACAGAAUCCAGAAUCAGAAAAGGACCGAUUUAUAGUCAACUGGUGCUCAGUACUUUAAAACAAACAAACAAA